UAGGCCUCAGCUCCUUUCUGCCUACAUCCUCUCCUUCCCCCAGACAGACAGCUUGGGCUUGGGAAAGGCAGGCAGGCGCGUACUCUCCCUGAGGGUGUGGUCCCUGGGACUUAAGGGCAUCGUAGCCGAGGGGUCUGGUCCAGAACGAAACAUGGACCGGGCCGGCCCCAGGCAUGGCAGCGUUUCUUUUCGAAAUAGUGCUCCCUUACGUAUUCGACUGGCGUUUAGGUGCACACCAUGUAAUAUGCCGGACUCUGGUAGACUCCGGGGCUCUCUAAGUGAAGAAUGCUCCAGGAAGCGUCAGGAAAUAACUCCUUCUCCAGGGUUCUAGAUUCCAGCCUCUAUGGAAACUCCUCCAAGUGUGUGGCCUUGGCUUUCAGCUUGUGUGGAGAAGUUGUUGUGGAAGCCACCUAUAAAUCCAUUCACCGAAUUUAUGGAGGAACCUGCAAAUGUUGGAAGUCAUUCAGAAGAACUGGUUUCCCACUUUAAACGUAGACCAGAGAAAGAACAUUUACCACAGCAUGCCAGUGAAAAUCAACUCAGCUGCCUAAAGCAGGACAUCCUAAAUGAAAAGACUGAAUUGGAAGCCACAUUUAAGGAAGCGGAGAUAGCAACUUGUUCUGUGGAAUUACUUUUGCCAUUGUUUAAGGAAACCAUUGAAGAGAUAAGUUUUGAAAAUGCUAAUCUUUCUGCAUCUAAUUUGAAGAUUUCUAAACAGAAGGAAAUAUUAACAAAAGAAUUAGACACUUUAAAAUGUGUAAGACAAGCUUUAGAACAUCAUCUUAGAAAGAAAGAAUACCAACAAGUGGAGGGCAGUUUAUCCAGCAUGUUAGAGAAGCUGACUGAUAAUGAAAGUGAAAACGCUAAUCUUAAAAAGAAGCUACUUGAAAAGGAGACCUGUAUCCAAGAACUUUCUUGUCUGUUUCAGAAUGAAAAGGCAAAUGCUUUGAAAGCAAACCGUUUUUCACAAUCAGUAAAAGUAGUACAUGAACGACUACAGUUCCAAGUUCAUAAAAAGGAAGCAGAGAAUGAUAAAUUAAAAGAAUACAUAAAGAGCUUAGAAACCGAGAUAUCAGAAUGGAACUUGCAAUUGAGAAAGAGUAAGCGUGAGGCUGUAGCAAUAAAAGAAUCAAGUAGGCAAAAAGCUAUAGCUUUAAAAAAGGCAUCUAAAAUUUACAAACAAAGGAUUGAACAUUUUACUGGAGACAUGGGAAACCUUACUUCCCAAAUUAGAGAGCAGGAAGCCAAGUUGUCUGAGACAAUUUCAGCUUCCAAUGCCUGGAAAAGUCAUCAUGACAAAAUUGUAAUAGAAAAAAACGAAUUGGAAGUUCAGAUCGAAACAAUGAAAAAGCAAAUCAUUAAUCUUUUGGAAGACCUGAAGAAAAUGGAAGACCAUGGAAAAAAUUCAUGUGAAGAAAUUCUUAGAAAACUUCACACAAUUGAAUGUGAAAAUGAAUCUCUGAAUCUUGAGAACACAAAAUUAAAGACUGCACUUGCUGCUUUGAAGGACGAGGUUGUUUCUGUUGAAAAUGAACUCUUAGAAUUACAAGAAGUAGAAAAACAACAGAAAACCCUUAUUGAAGUUUAUAAAACUCAGAUACAAAAGUUGCAAGAAGCAGCUGAAAUGGUGAAAAGCAGAUGUGAAAAUUUGCUACAAGAAAAUAACCUAAUAACAAAAAACAAAAAUAAAAAAUUAAAGAAGAUGAGAGGCCAGAUGGAGUCUCAUCUGAAGGAGUUAGAGCACGUCCGUGAUUCCUUGACGGCGGCGGAACAGAGGCUUCACGAGUGUCAGGAGAGCCUGCAGCACUGCAAGGGGAAGUGUGCAGACCAGGCACACACCGUUAGGGAGCUUCAGGGCCAGGUUGAUGGAAAUCAUAAUCUUCUGACAAAGCUUUCUCUGGAAGAGGAAAAUUAUCUUAUUCAGUUGAAGUGUGAAAACCUACAACAAAAAUUAGAACAGAUGGAUGCAGAAAAUAAAGAGCUUGAAAAGAAGCUAGCAAACCAAGAAGAAUAUCUUAAGCACAGCAAUCUUAAGUUUAAAGAGAAAUCCGCAGAAUAUACAGCAUUGGCCAGACAGCUGGAAGCUGCUUUAGAAGAAGGAAGACAAAAGGUUUCUGAAGAAAUAGAAAAAAUGUCAUCUGGAGAAAGGGCUUUACAAAUUAAAAUAUUAGAUCUGGAAACUGAACUUAGAAAGAAAAAUGAAGAACAAAAUCAACUUGUUUGCAAAAUGAACAGUAAAGCACAACAUCAGGAAGUAUGUUUGAAAGAAAUACAACAUAGUCUUGAAAAGUCGGAGAAUCAAAAUGAGAGUAUUAAGAAUUAUUUACAGUUUCUUAAAACUUCUUAUGUAACAAUGUUUGGAUGAAUUGUUCGAUUUAUUUUCUAUAAACUAGCUUUUUACUAUGAGUCUAAAAAGUAAUUAGGUAAAAAAUAAAUAUACUAUCUGUUGUUACACUUUAUAAUUUAUGGGUGGUAGUAUUAGUGUUUUUAUGUAAAGAUUUUUGAAACAUAAUUUAUUAUCCAGCUGAAACUUUAAAACAAGGUACAUGUUAGUACUCCUUUUUUGCUAGGUAAUUUUCAUUUAGCUCUGGGUUAAUUUGUAUUUAAUUUAUUUUGGUUUUUAGAAAAUUUUACACAGACAUGGAAGAGAAGUGAGAAUGAUUCUUUGUGACUGUUGCCACCAUUCAAGUGAGUUUGUAAUAAACCUAGGCCAAUUGUGGGCCCAAUACAUGAUUUUAAAUAAUGUGCAUAAUUGUUUCAUAUUAUGGUGCUGUAUAUGUAUAUAUAAAUUAAUAUAAUAAAGGAAAUAUCCUGGAUGUUA
Camelus dromedarius (Arabian camel) is the source of this 2821-nucleotide messenger RNA. It is a transcript of the gene ODF2L, whose product is annotated as outer dense fiber of sperm tails 2 like. The record is from RefSeq and is a predicted model, not a curated record. The transcript is spliced from 17 exons. The coding region runs from base 344 to 2365 and encodes 673 amino acids. Gene Ontology annotation, cellular component: ciliary basal body; centrosome. Gene Ontology annotation, biological process: negative regulation of cilium assembly. Lineage: Eukaryota; Metazoa; Chordata; Mammalia; Artiodactyla; Camelidae.